This is a messenger RNA of Hevea brasiliensis (rubber tree), 797 nucleotides long. RefSeq names its product bark storage protein A. The transcript has 4 exons. Lineage: Eukaryota; Viridiplantae; Streptophyta; Magnoliopsida; Malpighiales; Euphorbiaceae. Gene Ontology annotation, molecular function: catalytic activity. Bases 35 to 664 code for a protein of 209 amino acids. Gene Ontology annotation, biological process: nucleoside metabolic process. The record is from RefSeq and is a predicted model, not a curated record.
AUGGUUAUAUAUUUAGAUUAACGUGGCCAUAACUAUGGAAAUCCUUGCUGCUGAAUUUAAUCUGCUUGGAAUUAUCUAUUUUGGGAGUGCUGGAGCUCUUAAUGAUUCGUUGAGCAUCGGUAAUGUUGCUGUACCCAACUUAAUCGGCUCCACUGGACUUUGGACUUGGCAGCCAAUCAAUGCACCAAAGGAAGGUCUGCUCAAGUUCGGAGAGUUUAAUUAUCCAGAGAAAGGAGAAAAUUGGCUAGGAAGUGUACAGUAUGACAGAUCAACGGUGUACAUCAAUGGGACAUUCAAAGAGCGUUUUUGGAUUCGCGUUACUCCAGAAUGGCAAAAGAUUGCAGAAGAGAUUUGUGAGGUCGACUCAGUUCAAGUUGUUCAUGGAUUAAGGAUCUCCAGUGCAGAUACAUACGUGAACAAUGAAGCAUACAAAAACUUCCUUUACAACACUUUUAAGACCUCAGUUGUGGAUAAAUCGAGCGUUGCUGUGGCAUUGGGAGCUUAUACAAACGGAAAGAAAUUUAUUUUGUUCAGUGGAGUUUCAAAUUACGCAAAUGGAUCAGAUGUGAAAAACAGUACUUUGGCCAACGCAAAUGCAGUGAAAGUAUUGGAUCGCUUCAUUCAACUGCUACUUUGGCCUGUUCCUGCUUCUUAUGAUGAUUGAGUGAAAUCAAAUUGUCUUGUUAUUGUGGCUAGCAAGCAAUGUACGUAGUAAAUAAGCUUGCCAAUAUCUACGUAGUCGUUUGGAUUUUGUCAUGGUGUGCUGCUAUUAAUAAUAAUUAUGUUUAUUACUUAAA